Anoplophora glabripennis (Asian longhorned beetle) is the source of this 539-nucleotide messenger RNA. It is a transcript of the gene RpS12, whose product is annotated as 40S ribosomal protein S12. Gene Ontology annotation, molecular function: structural constituent of ribosome. The transcript has 4 exons. The coding region runs from base 88 to 510 and encodes 140 amino acids. Gene Ontology annotation, cellular component: ribosome; cytosolic small ribosomal subunit. The record is from RefSeq and is a predicted model, not a curated record. Gene Ontology annotation, biological process: translation. NCBI's taxonomy places the organism in Eukaryota, Metazoa, Arthropoda, Insecta, Coleoptera, Cerambycidae.
GAACUAAAUUAACUGAAAACUAAAAUUCCCCAAAUCCCAAACAAUUCCUUUUAUUUCUUGACUCGAGAGCAGCAAGAAUCGGGGAAAAUGUCUGAUAUUGAAGUGGACGAAGCGCCGGUGGCCCCAGUACAAUCUGGGGGGCCAAUGGAUGUCAAUCAGGCUCUACAAGAAGUUCUUAAAAUUGCCUUAAUUCACGACGGAGUAGUCCACGGCCUGCACGAGGCAACUAAAGCUUUAGAUAAAAGGCAAGCAGUUUUAUGUGUUCUCGCAGAAAAUUGUGACGAGCAAAUGUAUAAAAAAUUAGUGUCUGCUCUAUGCUCCGAACAUCAAAUUCCUCUCAUCAAAGUAGAUAAUAACAAAAAGUUGGGAGAGUGGUCAGGAUUAUGUAAAAUAGAUAACACGGGGAAAGCUCGUAAAGUUGUAGGAAGUUCUUGUGUGGUAAUUCGGGAUUAUGGAGAAGAGUCACCAGCUUUAGAUGUCCUUAAAGAUUAUCUUAAGAAUGCAAAGUGAGUUUGUUACAUAAAUAUAAGAAAUUAAAA